AUGGCAAAUGAAUUAACAACAAGCAGGAAAAAAAACAUAGAAAAAUUCGAACAAGAGAAUACACUUGCUACGAUCUCAUCGAUUGUGUUAGAUCAAAGCCGAAGACAUGUAAUCGACGUUCAUACGAGAUCUACGGAGGAAACUGCUAUGGAUAUUGAAAUGAAAAAAAGCGCCCUAUCUUUGGCUACGAAUUUAAAAAAAAUUUCAAAAUUCGAUAAGGAAAUGAUGGUGCAAAAAGGUAUAGAGGAGGAGAAGAUAAAAGCAGAAGAAGAAAAAGAAGAAGAAAAAGUAGAAGAAAUGGCUACCAUUUUGGAUAUGAAAUCUAAAAAGUUCUUACAAGGAGAAGAAUUAAUAAUAUACAAAAAGCGUGGUAGCUUUUUCAAUCCUAGGCCUAGUAUAUUCCCAUCGCCGGUAUCCAUAAUGGAAACGAAAACGAUCGAUACCAGUGAUAAGGUAUUCAUUCACAUAAGUAUAUCUGUAUACAAAGUAUGCAGAUCAUCUUUCAAAAUGAUGAUACGUAAUAUGCCGUACAUUUAUUUAUAUGGGUAA
This is a messenger RNA of Vespa crabro (European hornet), 549 nucleotides long. RefSeq lists its product as uncharacterized. The transcript is spliced from 2 exons. Bases 1 to 549 code for a protein of 182 amino acids. The record is from RefSeq and is a predicted model, not a curated record. NCBI's taxonomy places the organism in Eukaryota, Metazoa, Arthropoda, Insecta, Hymenoptera, Vespidae.